Mobula hypostoma (lesser devil ray) is the source of this 4100-nucleotide messenger RNA. It is a transcript of the gene atxn3, whose product is annotated as ataxin 3. Gene Ontology annotation, molecular function: cysteine-type deubiquitinase activity. The record is from RefSeq and is a predicted model, not a curated record. NCBI's taxonomy places the organism in Eukaryota, Metazoa, Chordata, Chondrichthyes, Myliobatiformes, Myliobatidae. The transcript has 12 exons. Gene Ontology annotation, biological process: protein deubiquitination. Bases 11 to 1327 code for a protein of 438 amino acids. Gene Ontology annotation, cellular component: nucleus.
GCGCAGGACGAUGGUCCAUUAUCUACCAUGGAGGCGAUAUUUCACGAGAAACUGCUGUUUGGUUUUCUCCAAGCUGGAGCACUUGGCCUGGGCUGCUUCUGCAGCCUCUUCAGCCUCCUGUAAUCGAGAUGUCAGCUUCAUCUUGGACUCCUCCAACUCUCGCCGCAGUCACAGCAGUUCUGACUCACGCUUCUUGUUCAUCUCUAUCUGGAACGCAGUUACUCCACCAUCUUCUUCCAAUCUAUCAGUAAGGCCUUCUAGUUCCCUGCAAGAAGGGUCCCUCUGUGCUCAGCAUUGCCUCAACAAUUUGCUUCAGGGCGAGUACUUCAGCCCCAUAGACCUGUCUACAAUUGCACAGCAGUUGGAUGAAGAAGAGCGAGAAAGAAUGGCAGAAGGAGGAACUACCACAGAAGAAUACAGAAUAUUUUUACAGCAACCAUCAGGGAAUAUGGAUGACAGUGGAUUCUUUUCAAUUCAAGUGAUUAGUAGUGCCUUGAGAGUCUGGGGUUUAGAGAUUACCCUCUUCAACAGCCCAGAAUAUCAGCGAUUAAGGAUUGAUCCAGUAAUUGAAAGGGCAUUUAUAUGCAACUACAAAGAACAUUGGUUUACAGUACGAAAAUUAGGAAAUCAGUGGUUUAACUUGAAUUCUUUAUUGACGGGUCCAGAGUUGAUCUCCGACACUUACCUCGCCCUAUUCUUGGCUCAGUUACAACAAGAAGGUUAUUCAAUAUUUGUAGUAAGAGGAGACCUACCAGAAUGUGAAGCUGAUGAAUUACUGAAAAGGAUGGCAGUGGUACAGCUAGAGAGACCAAAAUUAAUUGGAGAAGAGGCAAACCAACAAACAGAAAUUGGGCACAGGUUACAGAGCAAUGACUGGGAACAAGUGAUUGAUGUGAACAAAUCAAUUACAAAUGUUUUGGAUGAUGAAGACGAUGAAAGUCUGCAGCGAGCAUUGUCACUAAGCCGUCAACACAUGGAGACGGAAGAUGAAGAAGCAGAUCUACGAAGAGCAAUCCACCUCAGCAUGCAAGGAUUUGUACGAGGAGCAGAAAACUCAGAAGUGGCCACAUCCCAAAAUGAAACUACAGAUACUUCAAGAACUAUUGUAGCUGAAACUCCCACAGUGGAGGAACUCCGAAGACGGAGACAAGUGUACUUUGAGAGAAAAGAAUUACAGCCGGAAAAUUCAGAUCAUCCAGCAAAACAGAGUUGUGAUGCACUAGAAGCAAAUUCAGCUAACGUGACUGAAGGAGAAUUGCCUCAAGCAGAUGUGUUGAAACCACUGGAAACUGGUGCCAAUAAUAAUUCAAAAGGGGAAGGAAGUUAAUUUGAGAAUAAAUACAUUAGUAACAACUGUACUCCCAUUUCUGAUCUGCGUGAAUUGUACUCCUCUUGUACAUCAGCCACAUAGAAAAAUAUGCAGAUGUUUUCAGAGACAGUAAAGAUAAUGUUCACUUGAUGCUAAUGCAUUUUUUGUGGUUGUUGAAUGGGAUCAUUUGCUGUACAGAACUACACGUUUUUGGUCUUCGAUUGUAGCACCUUAUCUGCUGAAAAACCUUCUUUAUGCACAUCCUAGUUAAUUAAAUUGCAGGGGAAGUGUGAAAAUAUUUUGCACCCAUCGAUAAACAUUUGUCUUUUGGAGAAAAAGGUAACUGGUCAAGCAGUUCAUGGUUCAAUUGUGCAACUGGACCUUGGAAGAUAGAAAAAUUGAUAAUGUUAAGUUCUUUGCUUUUUAAAACUAUUAUACAUGUUUUAUACCUUUUGCCUGGUACAUUUCUGAAAAUCAUGUUCGUAUAAUUUUGGAGGUAUCAAGAAAUAUGAUAUGCAGAAAAUGCUUGUGGUUUGAGGUUUUAUCAAUAUUGAAAGCUUUUUGGAUUGUUUAUAUUUGGGUAUUGAUCUUGUGCUGGCAUUUAAAUGCCUUUUAAUUGCUCUAAAACAAAUCACCUUCAUGUUUACUGUGUUGUAUUGAAUUAUGCAGGUUCUAUUUAUAUGCUUGAAUGUCUGUUUUGUCCAUUUAACUUUGACGGUCAAGUCUGGGAACAAAUGAAGAAUGUGGAAUUACAGCAAAUAAGACAAACUGUUGUGGAAUAAUUUAAUCUGAUGCCCAUUUGGACUUCUGUUAAAUAGUGCAGCUUCCUAUCAGGUUUUAGACUGUUAUAUCUGAAUAGAUGUGCCUCUGUGCUUAUUUCUGGCAUUGCUCUGUUUUCCUAUGAUUGCAAAAAUAUGAACUCAGAUUUGUUAUCCAUUGAAAUGUCAUGGUACUUAUAUUACAAUAUUAACGUACAAGGAUCAUGUGUUUGUCAACGUGGACCAAGAUAACAUAAUAUAACUAGUUGCAAAUUGAUCUUUGCAAAUGAGAGCAGUUAUUUCUCCAUAGUCUGCAAAAUGCUGUAGCUUAGUAGUUGAUUACUAGGUCCAAUGAUAAGUGAAUAAACAAUGCUCAAGGAGGUUUUAAAAUUGUAUUCAAUAAAACAGCUAACCAGGAAUACUUGAUCAUGUAAAUUCCUGGAUUAGCAUAAAUUAAUUCAUUUAUUAAUCAUAGAUUAUACCUUCAGCCUGAUGUACACUUGACUGCAAACUAAACUACUCUUAAAGCUCGUGGAGCAGCUAAAGUGAGCAAUGAAUAUUGCUUAGUUUUGUUGCCUAUGUUCUCGGAAUAAUUCUGGUUAACUUGUAAAAUAUUUUUUUUGUUGAAAGUAACAACAUAACUUUAAAAAGUGCAAAGUAUUUGUUACUUUCCCUCAUUGCUCUAUCUUAGUCCAAAAAUUUGAAGUUGAUAGAAUAGGGUUUAUUAGGUACUGUCAGUCACUCAUCACCAUUGUGUCAGUAACAUUCCUCUCUGUUCUGGACUAAAGAGUAUUAUAAAGUGGUUAUUGUGACAUAGCAGUGGUUGGUGUCAGGAUGGCAGGAUGAAAGAGUAGAAUUAACUGACUUUUAUUAUUUAAGUAGAAAGCACAUCUUUUUAAGCAAGAGCAUUUGGUAAUGGAUAAAAAAGGUGAUUUUGUUUUAAUGUCAUCCCAUUGCCAUCCUUCAUCAUGCAUCAUAAGGAUUUGUUUGUAGGAAUCCCAUUCUCGCCUUGACUGAGAUCAAUUUAUUCCUUGAAGUCCAGGAAUACAGCAUGAACAUUUAAUGCCUUUCAGCAUAUCAAGCCUUGUGCUAAGACAUUGAUUUCUAAAAUGAAAAAAGAAUGCCACAGAUCUUAUUUUUAAAAUCCAGCCAUUGCUCUAUAGCUUAAUUGAAGAGACUUCCACAGCUCCAGCUCAAAUUUUAAGGUUCUCUCUCAACUAAUUUAUAAAGUCUGUUCAUAAUCUAUUAAAUCUUACUUCAACUAUCUUAAACCUGAAUGUGAGAAAUGCAGAAGGGUCAGUUUCAGUUGUUUGGAAAUACUUACUGUACCCCUGUUGGCUGGAGAGUGGUACAACAUUCGUCCCUCUUUAUACUUGUAGUAUCCAAAUACGCUUUCUACAACUGAUUACUGGCUUGACCUUCCGUGCUGUUAAUUGGCCUUGAUGUAGGAGCGGCCAGUUGACAACAUCUAGGCUCAUGUGAAGAGUAGUCUCUUGUGCAAUGAAGCAGGAUGUUCAGUGUCUGAGAGCGUUAUCAGUUAUAGUCGGUGUUUUUGAGAGGGAGGCUUGAAUGGGAAGUGAGAAACAGAACUUGCUGGUGUUUUGGUUUCAGUGUGUUUUUAACAGUCUUCUUAGAAUUACUAGCAUUACCUGAAACAACUAUAAUUUCAAUAUUAUUUUCUUUCUACAUUUUUUUAAAUGGAAAUGAGUCAUGAAACAGUUGCAGUGCCUCUGUUAGUUAUAUGUGCUGAAGUUUGGACUUCAAUUUCUCCAAGUUCGCAGAGUUAUCUGUAGAAUCAAAUUUCUAUUUCAAUGCAGGUUUUUUUUUAAAGAUUAAGGCAAAAUGGUAAAGAAUGUUAAAUGAAAUAAUAUCUUGCUGCCUUGUUUUAUUUUGGCAAGGAGACAGGAUGACAAAAUAUGGUUAUCUGUGUUUUGCAAAGCUUUUUUUUUCCAUGUGCACACUGGAGAUGAAGAUUUGUUAGUCUCUAAAUAGUAUUCAUAUGGCUAUGUAUCCAAUAAAACUACAUUCUGGUU